This is a messenger RNA of Ochotona princeps (American pika), 2409 nucleotides long. Its product is annotated as zinc finger protein 260-like. Gene Ontology annotation, cellular component: nucleus. Gene Ontology annotation, molecular function: RNA polymerase II cis-regulatory region sequence-specific DNA binding; DNA-binding transcription activator activity, RNA polymerase II-specific. Lineage: Eukaryota; Metazoa; Chordata; Mammalia; Lagomorpha; Ochotonidae. Gene Ontology annotation, biological process: regulation of transcription by RNA polymerase II. The record is from RefSeq and is a predicted model, not a curated record.
AUGAUGAAGCAUGGGCACAAGGAUGAGUAUGAGAUCAUUGAUGAUCACAGAACUGGGAAGAUUGUGAACCUCACACUCAGGUUACGCAAGUGUGGAGUGAUCAUCCCCAGACUUGAGAGGCAGCUGAAAGAUCUAGAAAAUUGGAAGAAUGUGGCUGUGGACUUGUCCCUGGAGGAAUGGCGGCACAUGGACAGUGCCCAGAGGACCCUGUACAGGGAUGUGAUGCUUGAGACCUAUAGCAAUCUGCUGUCCGUGGAUUCUUACAAAAAGGAGGAGCUCCUUGGUGCCAAUAAUCAAAGUCAAGAAAAAUCCUUCAGGAAAGCUGAAGAGAUGGCAUUUCAGAAAACACAUGAAGGCUUUAAUACGCCUGAGGACAACCUUCAGUGCAGGGAGCAUCUCAGUGAGCAUCUUAGUGAGCAUGCCAAAGUGCACAAUGCUCAGCAGUGUCUAGAGCACAGUGGAAAAGGGAAGACUUGCAGCAGGAACAAGCUAUUCUCUAUGUGUGAAGGAGUUAACCACAAACAUUCCUGUGACAAGCCACCUGCUAGUGUGGGGACAAUUCAGGUUGGAAAGGAAAAGUUCCAUAGCAAUUCUUCCUUUGGCAAGCAUCAGCAAUCACACUUGAGAGAGAAAUCCCAUGAGCAUUGUAAGAACGAAAGGUCCUUUAUAUACGAAAGAGAUCUUAAACUAAGUCAUAUAAUGCACGCAGCAAAAAACCAGUAUACAUGUGUCAACUGUAAAAACUCUUUGAGCUCUCAAUCUUGCAUUCCCACCAAACAGAAAAAUGACAUAGGUGAAAAUCUCUAUUUUUGCAAUGGAUGUGAAAAACACCUUGAUCAGAAGUCAGAACUCAUUAGAGAUCAGUUAUUUUGCACUGCAGAAAAGCCAUAUGAAAGCAAUGAGCCUGGAAACGGCUUUCAUGGAAACUCAAUCCUCGAUGCACAUCAGAGAGUACACAAAGGCAAGAAAAGUUAUGAACGCAGCAUGUGUGAGAAAGUAUUUUCCUCCAAGUCCUACCUCAUUUCACAUCAGAGAAUCCACACUGGUGAAAAAACUUGCAAAUGUAAUGUAUGUGGAAAAGUAUUUAGCCAGAGGUCAUAUCUCAUUAGGCAUCAGAGAAUCCACACAAGGGAGAAACCUUAUCAAUGUAAUGAGUGCAGAAAGGCUUUUCACCAGAAGUCACACCUCAUUAAACAUAAGAGAAUCCACACAAGAGAGAAAAGUGAAUGUAAAGUGUGUGGAAUAGUAUUUUACCUGAGGUCUAGUCUUAGCAAACAUCAGAGAAUUCACACAGGUGUGAAGCCUCAUGAAUGUAAAGAGUGUGGGAAAACAUUUAGCAGGCGUUCAAACCUCAUGUGUCAUCAGAGAAUUCACACAGGUGUGAAGCCUCAUGAAUGUAAUGAGUGUGGAAAAGCCUUUAGCAGGAGGUCAAACCUCAUGUGUCAUCAGAAAAUUCACACAGGUGUGAAGCCUCAUGAAUGUAAUGAGUGUGGUAAAGCCUUUCGCAGGAGGUCACACCUAAUGCGUCAUCAGAUAAUUCACACAGGUGUGAGAGCUCAUGAAUGUAAAGAGUGUGGGAAAACAUUUAGCAGGAGGUCAAACCUCAUGUGUCAUCAGAUAAUUCACACAGGUGUGAAGCCUUAUGAAUGUAAUGAGUGUGGGAAAACAUUUAGCAGGCGUUCAAACCUCAUGUGUCAUCAGAAAAUCCACACAGGUGUGAAGCCUCAUGAAUGUAAUGAGUGUGGGAAAGCCUUUAGUACGAGGUCAAACCUCAUGUGUCAUCAGAUAAUUCACACAGGUGUGAGAGCUCAUGAAUGUAAAGAGUGUGGGAAAACAUUUAGCAGGAAGUCACACCUCAUGCGUCAUCAGACAGUUCACACUGGACUGAAACGCUAUGAAUGUAAUGAGUGUGGGAAAACAUUUAGGUGGAGAUCAGACCUCAUGCGUCAUCAGAGAGUUCACACUGGACUGAAACAGUAUGAAUGUAAUGAGUGUGGGAAAGCAUUUAGCAGGAGAUCAGACCUCAUGCGUCAUCAGACAGUUCACACUGGACUGAAACGCUAUGAAUGUAAUGAGUGUGGGAAAGCCUUUAGCAGGAGGCCAAACCUCAGGACUCAUCAGACAAUUCACAAUGGGGUGUAGCCUUAGGAAUUUAAUGAGUGUCAGAGAGCAUUUCUGUCGAGGUCAAACCUCAUGAGCCAUCAGAAAAUUCACACAGGGGUGAAACCUUAUGAAUGUGGUGAAUGUGGGAAAGUAUACAGGUGGAAGUCAAGCCUCUUGACACAGGAGAUAAUUCAAACAGGGAACAAACCUUUUGAAUAUAAGUCGUUUAAAAAUGCCUUUUGCCCAGAGGCAACUCUCAUCGCAAAUCAACAAAUUCACAAGUUGAAACUUAUAUAUUUGGUGUAA